Molecule: messenger RNA, 858 nt
Organism: Pecten maximus
Lineage: Eukaryota; Metazoa; Mollusca; Bivalvia; Pectinida; Pectinidae
Exons: 2
Coding region: 1-858 (285 amino acids)
Source: RefSeq, a predicted model, not a curated record
AUGCAUAAACCGUCAGUUGCAACUGAAAUUCCGGAACUUGACAGACUACGCCAUGGUACGCAAACCGUUAUUGGCGAGUAUAGGAAAAGGGAUAUGGCUUUUCGACCCUUUACUUAUGGACGUGUAGAGAACACACAGUAUGGACGUGUGGAGAACACACAGUAUGGACGUGUGGAGAACACACAGUAUGGACGUGUAGAGAACACACAGUAUGGACGUGUGGAGAACACACAGUAUGGACGUGAGGAGAACACACAGUAUGGACGUGUGGAGAACACACAGUAUGGACGUGUAGAGAACACACAGUAUGGACGUGUGGAGAACACACAGUAUGGACGUGUAGGGAACACACAGUAUGGACGUGAGGAGAACACACAGUAUGGACGUGUGGAGAACACACAGUAUGGACGUGUGGAGAACACACAGUAUGGACGUGUGGAGAACACACAGUAUGGACGUGUAGAGAACACACAGUAUGGACGUGUGGAGAACACACAGUAUGGACGUGUAGGGAACACACAGUAUGGACGUGAGGAGAACACACAGUAUGGACGUGUGGAGAACACACAGUAUCGACGUGUGGAGAACACACAGUAUCGACGUGUGGAGAACACACAGUAUGGACGUGUAGGGACCACACAGUAUGGACGUGUAGGGAACACACAGUAUGGACGUGUAGGUGACACACAGUAUGGACGUGCAGGGACCACACAGUAUGGACGUGUGGAGAACACACAGUACGGACGUGUGGAGAACACACAGUAUGGACGUGUGGAUAACACACAGUAUGGACGUGUAGGGAACACACAGUAUGGACGUGUGGAGAACACACAGUAUGGACGUGUGGAAAACACAUAG